AUGUUAUUGUAUCGCAGAGUUUUUUGUAAUUUAAAAACGUUUGGAAGGUGUUUUACAACAUUUGAGAAAGAAUAUGACAAAUGUUAUAAUUUGUUACCCUUCACACAGAAGGAGAAGAUUCUAGUAAAUAACGCCAUAAUUAACUUGGCAAAUACCUGUAAUAUAAGUAAUUUUGACCAAAAUCUCCGGAUUCCUCUGUUUUUUAUUAAAAAUUCCGAUUUCAGGAAUAGCUUAAUAAGCUACCUGGACAAAUCAAACGAUUUUAAGUCCUUUUUCAGACAAAAUUUAGCUUUACUAAAUGAAAACAAUUUCGACGAGGAUUUACACCUUGAUUUUCUCAAAUUCAUAGAGACUUUUAUCAAGGAUAACUUCCCAAAUGUUUUCAUCACCUUCAACAAUCUCAAACAUUUCUCCGACUUUUCUAAAAUUUCAAAUUUAUACCAUAAUUACACUAAUUUCUCCAAUAACACCAGUGGUCUCUGUAGUAACGAUGUUACUAUUGGUAGAAAUGUGUAUUUACAUGUUGGACCUCCAAACAGUGGGAAGACUCAUGAUUCUAUAAAAGCUCUUUUAUCUUCCGGUUCGGGUAUUUAUUGUGCUCCUUUACGUUUACUUGCUUGGGAAAUGUUUAACACGAUUAACAAUUCUGGAGUUAAAUGUUCUCUAUUAACUGGCCAAGAACUUGUCGAUAAUGGUGAGCCACAUGUUUCAUGUACUGUUGAGAUGAUACCGUUUGAAAGAACAUUUGAAGUGGCUGUUUUGGACGAAAUGCAAAUGGUUGGUGACUUAACACGAGGAUAUUCUUGGACCAAAGCGUUUUUAUCACUCAAUGUUCCUGAAUUACACAUCUGUGGUAGUAAAUCUUGUAUUUCUAUUACUGCCAAUCUCGCCAAUAUUAGAGGAGAUAAAUUGGAGAUAUUUGAACAUGAACGCUUGUGUAAUUUAAAGGUUAUGGAUAAAGCUGUUGGGCUUUCCGAGUUGGAACCUGGUGAUUGUGUUGUCUGUUUCUCACGUUAUGAUGCUUUUAACUUACGCAACAUCAUUGAAUCUACCAAAUACUCCUGGAAUACCUUGUCCAAAGAAGAAUGUGUAACGAGUAUUGUGUAUGGAUUAUUACCACCAGAAACAAGAUAUGACCAAAUAGAAAGAUUUAAUAAAGGACUGACAAGGGUGUUAGUUGCUUCCGAUGUGAUUGGGAUGGGUGUUAACGUGUCAAUCAGGCGUGUGAUUUUCUACAGAUUAACAAAGUUUGAUGGAAAUGUUUCAAGGCCUUUGACAGUGUCUGAAGUACAUCAAAUUGCUGGUAGAGCAGGCAGGUUUGGAAUUAGUUCUGAAGGUUUUGUUUCCUGUGUUAGGGAGCAGGACCUGCCAACUUUGAGGGAAGUAAUGGCUCAAGAAGUAACUCAAAUUGAAAAGGCUGUAAUUUCGCCUCCACUAGAUACCAUUGGAGCUUUUUAUUCAUCACUUAAACACUUCACAGGAGAACAGCAUUCAUUAUUAAACAUUACAAAAUUGAUUGGUUCUAUUGGGAGAGUUGGUCAGGGUUUUAUGAUGUGUGAUUUUGCACAGAUUAACUCAGUUUCAAGGUGUUUAGAAGGUAUAAACUUACCAUUCGACAUCUUAAAAGAGUAUUUAAUGGUUCCAAUGGGAUCAACACUGGUUUCGCUGAUUGUUAGAGCCUUUGCUGCUAGUCACUCACUACUCAAUUCGGUCAAAAUCUCAAACAUUAUCCAAGCAGAUUUUUUAGCCCACAACACUACAAAUUCCAGUAAUCUAAAUGAUAAUCUGGAUAACAAUCUCGAUAAUAAUUUGGAUGAUAACUUGGACAAUAACUUGUGUAAAAAUAGUGAAAUAAAGCGUUUGGAAUUACUGUAUGAGGUGUUGGAUAUAUAUGUUUGGUUAUCAAACAAGUUUCCAGUGGUGUACAUUGAUAAAACCCCUGUAAAAGAAUUAAAAAGCUCACUGGCAAAAACACUUUCUAAACUAGUUCGUGAACCGAAUGAAGUGAUACAUGAGGAUGAAAAUGAUUUAAAUAUAGUUAAGAAUAUUCUUAGACCUGAAUUCAACAACUAG
This is a messenger RNA of Theileria parva strain Muguga, 2073 nucleotides long. Its product is annotated as Helicase conserved domain protein. The transcript has 8 exons. Lineage: Eukaryota; Apicomplexa; Aconoidasida; Piroplasmida; Theileriidae. The coding region runs from base 1 to 2073 and encodes 690 amino acids. Gene Ontology annotation, molecular function: ATP binding; RNA helicase activity; hydrolase activity, acting on acid anhydrides. The record is from RefSeq and is a predicted model, not a curated record. Gene Ontology annotation, biological process: mitochondrial RNA 3'-end processing; RNA catabolic process. Gene Ontology annotation, cellular component: mitochondrial degradosome.